Pestalotiopsis fici W106-1 is the source of this 2316-nucleotide messenger RNA. RefSeq lists its product as uncharacterized. The record is from RefSeq and is a predicted model, not a curated record. NCBI's taxonomy places the organism in Eukaryota, Fungi, Ascomycota, Sordariomycetes, Amphisphaeriales, Sporocadaceae. The transcript is spliced from 7 exons. Bases 1 to 2316 code for a protein of 771 amino acids.
AUGAGGAUGAAAGCAGCUCUGAAGGGGAAGCGCCACCCGGUCCAAUGCUUCUUGAGUAUCACCCAUCCUGGCAUAAUCGUCGCGAGUCACCGCCACGGAGAGAAAUACUCUCCCAUCAUUACUCCCGUUCUUACUCCCGGCAUCGCUCCCGUUCUUACUCUCGGCGUCGCUCUCGUUCUUACUCCCGGCGUCGCUCCCGUUCUGACUCCGGUUCUGGCUCCGGUUCUCCCUCCGGUUCUGACACCGGUUCUGACACCGGUUCUGACUCCGGCUCUCCCUCCCGUUCUCCCUCCCGUUCUCACUCCGGUUCUUACUACCGUUCUUACUACCGUUCUCGCUUCCGUCAUCCCCCCCGUUCUUACUACCGUUCUUACUACCGUUCUCGCUUCCGUCCUCCCCCCCGUUCUUACCACCGUUCUUACUACGGUUCUCACUUCCGUCCCCCCUCCCAUUUUUACUCCGGUUCUAGCUCACGUUCUCGCUCCCCUCGUCUAUAUCCUGGCGUCCCGGUCUUCCGCCGCGCCUUCGGAUGGCACUGGAAAAACACUCGAGACGGGGGGUUUUGAUGCCUUCAACGCUGAUGGCGGGCGCCACGUACUCAGCUUUCGUCUAGACAUACGUGCAGAUGGUGCAGUGGUUGCUCCUAAAGCACCACUUAGGGUGAACACCCUGCGAACUACUCACCCGGAAGCUCAGAAACCUGUAGUCGAGGAUAUCAAUAUACUAUCGGCUAUGAGCUAUGAUGAUGACGACAAUGGACCAACGGUCCAUCUUACUUAUAAACCCGACAUUGGGGGCGAUGAAGGGAAGGCAAAGAGCUUUAUAUUCUGGAGGCAUGUCAGGCGGGACAUGUUGGAUAUGAAUGAGUUUGGACAAUUAGCAAUGAGAAUCCCUAACAUAUCCGACGAUAUGAAACUCCUUACCCUUCAACUGUUGGACAAGGUGGCUUCAAACCUGAUCAAGCCGUUUUGUGGAGGUAGCUACGACGAGCCACGAGCAUACCGUUACGAUGGUCGAAAGCUCGAUGCAAUCGAUCAACCUGACCUAACCGUGACAUGGGUCUCAUUUCCAUAUUUGACCCUCAUCGAUCCCGACACUAUCCGGCCAGAAAAGUCUUUCAGUGCACCUUUACACCCCCCAAGAACGUUGCUGCAGACAUUGUACGAUAAUGAGCCAAUUUCAGGACGAGACUCGGAACAGGUCUUCACCACAGGACUCAAGGAUUCAGGCCACAAAACUCUUCACGUUGCUCAUGUUUGGUUCUUGGUUUUUGGACAGGAUGCUGUUCUCUCCUACGGACCCAUGCAUCUGGUCGACCUCUUUUCCAACAAAGUCAAACGAACUCCUGAGAAAAAUGAAACGCCAGAAAUACUGAAAAUCGUCGACCCACAAAGGCGGCAGUACUUCAUCCCGCUUGCAAACUGUAGUAAUUUUUUGACAUUUCGAACAAUUGUCACCAAAGAGUGCGUGAGCCUGAUCCCGUUGAAUUUCGAAGACUCUCUUUUUCUGUUUCAUGAGGGAACAACCCAACUGACAAGCUCCACCUGGCUCGAUCUCCUCUGUGCCAAGUCCUCGAUUGUCACCAUUGAAAUCGCCCACAAGAACAUUAGCAAGGCUGCCAAUGCAGUUCCAAAGAUUGGGAAUGAACACAGUGACAGUUCAUCGUCGGAGGGUGAAGAGAUGGCUCCUGUCCCUGUCAUACGACCUAAAUUCGUCACAUCUAGUACAGGCACACACGCAGUGAUGUUAGCACCGCGAGACGCUGUGAAAACGAGUCUCGACGGGCAAAGGCAGAAUCGGCAUUCAAAGAGAGAAAGUGCCGAAGCAGAUAUGCUUAGCUCUCUCGAAAGAAAGGGCUACAUUGUCAAUGACAUGGAGUCCUUGAAGAAACCGCACGAGAUCAAAUUCUUUCGUCCUAUUUCAGACAUUCAGAACAUGGUGAAAACUGAGGCUACUUCUCCUCAGGGUGACCAAAAUAGUGGUACGGAGAUUCCGACAGACAAUACCGAUGGAGAGAAGAAGGCAUCGCCGAGUGCUUUCAAAAGGGACGAGCCUCAAACGGGGUCAAAUCGUCCUGGUAAAUAUCGACCGCCCGGCACCUAUCUGGGUAGAGAGAGCAUGAUCCCUUUUUUCAAUUGGUCACCUGAUGCAAUAGGUCAAGGCCCAUCUACAACACCGGUAUCCAGCACCGAAGCUGGUGACGGCGGCACAAAGUUUCUGAACCAGGUCCUCAAUGAAGAAAGACGCGACAAGAUGGACAAUAUUCACCAAAUAAUGUUGGUGAAGAACUCUUUCAGCAUCAAAAGUUCCAUCUAG